AUGAUGGCAAGAGACAAGACCGACUUCACAUGUGAUGGCGCACUGGGGUUAGGGUCGUCUAUCUUGGGCGAUGCGCGGGCGCUCGAGCACUUCUGCUGCGAUAUAAACAAGGAUCCUGUUAUACUGAAACUGGGUCCCAAUCCGACCAUCCACGAAAUCACAGCACCUGUGUUGGACUGGUCAACAACACCUCUUGCACCAGACUACGACGGUUCAUACGUCAAAAUCCUCGACGACGUCUUCGAACCUUGGGAGUGUGACAAGCUCAUCGCACUCGCAGAGUCGGAUGCAGAGUGGAAGCAGGCUGCUGUCCACUAUGGCCUGAGGCCCGACCAGAAUUAUGUUAACACGGAUUAUCGGAACAGUGAACGAAUUUUGAGGUUCGACCAUGAUGCUGCAGAGAAGCUUUACGAAAGGCUUCUUCCGUAUGUCCAAGAGCUUCUGGAGAUCAAACCUGGAGACAAAUGGGAGGGUGUAGUUGGGCCACCAGGGCGCGUGCAAGGUACCUGGAAACUUGUUGGAUUAAACGAACGUCUAAGCUUCCUGCGCUACGGCAAAGGAAACUACUUUCGUGGUCACUGCGAUGGCCAACAGAAACUCCCUGACGGUCGCAUGUCCCGCGUCACUAUCCAGAUUUAUCUCGGCAAUGACGACGUCGAGGGAGGUUCAACCAGGUUCACUGGAAAUGCGGGCCGUGUAUACGAUGUCAUGCCGAAGAAAGGGAGGGUGUUGAUCUUCCAGCAGCGCAAUCUAUUCCACAGCGGAGAGGAUGUUAUCAGCGGCACAAAAUAUGCCCUGCGAUCUGACUUUAUGUUUAGACAACACCUCGACGACCAGGCCCUUUGCAACUGUAAGCCUCCAAUAUAA
Messenger RNA from Coprinopsis cinerea okayama7#130, 867 nucleotides. RefSeq names its product oxidoreductase. The record is from RefSeq and is a predicted model, not a curated record. Bases 1 to 867 code for a protein of 288 amino acids. Gene Ontology annotation, molecular function: procollagen-proline 4-dioxygenase activity; L-ascorbic acid binding; iron ion binding. NCBI's taxonomy places the organism in Eukaryota, Fungi, Basidiomycota, Agaricomycetes, Agaricales, Psathyrellaceae. Gene Ontology annotation, biological process: peptidyl-proline hydroxylation to 4-hydroxy-L-proline. Gene Ontology annotation, cellular component: endoplasmic reticulum. The transcript has 5 exons.